GAGGCAGUAACGGUCACUAAUGUGUGUACGCAUGCGCAGUGGCACUUUACACAACCGCAAUAAGCAAACAUGGCGGCGGCCGUCGACAGUGUUGUGAAAGUGCUGGGAGAGCAGUAUUACAGAGAUGCCAUGGAGCAGUGUCAUAGUUACAACGCUCGGUUGUGUGCUGAGCGCAGCAUCCUCAUGCCUUUCCUGGACUCUCAGACCGGGGUGGCCCAGUCCAACUGUUACAUCUGGAUGGAGAAGAGACACCGGAGUGCAGGUGUAGCUCCGGGGCAGCUGUACACCUACCCAGCCCGCCGCUGGAGAAAGAAGCGCCGCUCUCACCCCCCUGAGGACCCCCGCUUGGCCUUCCCCCCUCUCAAAGCAGCAGAUGUGGAGCUGGGUCUGAAGCGUGAGGCGCUGGGGCCGGUGGACGGCAGCAGUCUGGAGGCCCUUCUGAAGGGGGAGCCCGUGGAUAGGAGGAGCGCUGUGUUAGACGUCCGCGCCCCUGAGGAUGACUCGGCACCUGUGGAGCCCCCUGCCACCUCGGCCACCUCGGCCACCAGUCACACGUCCUCUGGGCGCAUCCGCAAGCGAGUCCUUGACCAUGACGACUACUUGGACGACCUUGAUGAUGAUGACUUUGAGGACGAGACCCCCAAGAGACGAGGCAAGAGCAAGUCCAAGGGUCGCAGUGACAAGAAUGGGAAGAAAAAGCAGGAAGCUGCUGCCGCGGCGCUGGAGGAGAGGGACAAACCGUACGCCUGCGACAUUUGUGGGAAGCGCUACAAGAACCGUCCUGGCCUGAGCUACCACUAUACACACUCUCACCUGGCAGAGGAGGAGGGCGAGGACCGCGAGGAGAUCGAGGCACCACCCACUCCUCGCCAGCCUGAGGAACCGAAGACACCUAAAAAGGGUCCCAACGGGCUGGCUCUGCCCAACGACUACUGUGACUUCUGUCUGGGAGACUCCACUAUGAACCAGAAGACCGGCCAAUCAGAGGGGCUGGUGUCCUGCUCAGACUGUGGACGCUCAGGCCACCCCACAUGCCUGCAGUUCACCCCCGUGAUGAUGGCUGCAGUGAAGACCUACCGCUGGCAGUGCAUCGAGUGCAAGUGCUGCAACGUCUGCGGCACCUCGGAGAACGACGACCAGCUGCUGUUCUGUGAUGAAGUGGACCGAGGUUACCACAUGUACUGUCUAAGCCCCCCCAUGACUGAACCACCAGAGGGGAGCUGGAGCUGCCACCUGUGCCUGGUCCUGCUGAAGGACAAAGCCUCCAUAUACCAGCAGAACCAGGGCUCCAGCCCCGAGUGACAUCAUAUCAACAAGCCCCGCCCCUGAUGGAAACGUCAGACCUCCUCUCAGUCCGGAGCUCCAGGAAAUGUCCAGAUGUAGCUGAGCAGAUCGCAGAUCAGCUUUAGAAGUCUUAAUAUCUUCAGUGGGGGGUCAAACUAUAACUACCAGUCUGCCUGCAGAGCCCGAGGCUCCCGUCAAACACAUAUUGUGCAUAUAAAUACAAUAUAGACACACACACUCUCUCCUGGACUGUUACACACACUAGAGACAGAAGGCAUGCAGUAACCAUAGUAACUGCUGUCUCCAUGGAAGCUCCCAGGAGCAAACGGAUUAGCAUCACAGCUAAUUAUCUGCACCCUCUAUGACACAGAGCUGACUGUCGAGACAACACCGUUUCUUUUUCUGCCAAAUUAUCUAUUUUGUACUCCCUUAAUGUGGGAGAAAGAAUAAACACACCACAUAUACAGAUGAGGAACAUAAUUAUUAUUACUAUUGUUAUUGUUCUGGUUACUAGUGGACUUUUGUAGUGGCAUUUGUCUGUGUACUUUUGUCUGAUCCAUCAAUCUUUUUAAGAGGUUUCCCUGAGCGGAGCCGGUCAGUGCCAAGGUCCACCCUCACAUGAAACACACGACAAAGAUGGUAACAAAAAGUCUUAAUUUCUUUGCCAACAAAACCAUUGGCUUUGACUCGUUAAGCUGUUAGCACAACUCUUUGGCCUUGCUAUUUUAGGGUUGCACCGAAACCACCCUCUCAUCUCUGAUGCUGUUACUGGAUUGAUCAGUUACUUCAACCAAACACUAUACGACAUACUGUAAGUUGAAUAUUUCGUAAAAUACCGGUCUUCAAUUUAGUUUCGAGUUAACAUUCUCUUAUUUUGAAAAACCUGACUGUCAGCUGAUGCUGUUUUUAUGGGGAGGAAACUGACCAAUACAUGAGAUUUGUAAUCAUCAGGUGCAUCCUUUUCUAUCACUUGUUUCGUGCUUUAAAAAACAGUUUGGCAGUGACAUCACACGUCAUUUUUAAACAGCUGCUGUCAAACCCAUGACACACAUAAUCAUUUACAAACUGUAGCUGCUUUUAUCGUUUGUCACACAGGCAGAUUUGCAUGCAUAUUGCACCUGUAUGAAUGCACACACUCACACCACAAGUGUUUUCUUUUUCGUUGUACGUUUUUUUAUUUUUACAUUUUAUAUUACCUGAUAUUCCAUUGGUACUGGGAGUUUUUCUAGUAGAAUUUUGUAAAGUCUAUGGUAUAGCAAACACUUCAAGUAUAUAGCUCCUAUUGCAUUCUAUGUACUGUAUUGACUUUUUCUAUUUUUGUUAUGACUGUGACAUUUAUUUGAUUAUUCUGAUAUGUCAGACCUCCAUUUUGAGUAUUUGUAAAAUGAUGUACUUUGUUGUACUAUUUUUAUUUUUUCAUUUCUUUGGUAUCAAAGCCGAUUUAGCCUGACUGAAAUAAAAAUCACUUUGAAUAACG
Molecule: messenger RNA, 2761 nt
Organism: Gymnodraco acuticeps
Lineage: Eukaryota; Metazoa; Chordata; Actinopteri; Perciformes; Bathydraconidae
Product: zinc finger protein ubi-d4-like
Biological process (GO): nervous system development
Cellular component (GO): nBAF complex
Source: RefSeq, a predicted model, not a curated record